Molecule: messenger RNA, 5811 nt
Organism: Saimiri boliviensis boliviensis (Bolivian squirrel monkey)
Lineage: Eukaryota; Metazoa; Chordata; Mammalia; Primates; Cebidae
Gene: SLC36A1
Product: solute carrier family 36 member 1
Biological process (GO): proton transmembrane transport; glycine transport; L-alanine transport
Cellular component (GO): vacuolar membrane
Molecular function (GO): glycine transmembrane transporter activity; L-proline transmembrane transporter activity; amino acid:proton symporter activity
Source: RefSeq, a predicted model, not a curated record
UCCCGGAAGCGACUGCCGGGGCAGCGCUGGAGGAUGGCGAGGGGCUGGUCCUGAAGCAGGGAAAGGUGGGCUGUGCCGAAGCCAGAGCCGGAGCCCGAGGGCGGGGCCGGAAUCCGAGCCGGAGUUCCUCCACUGACGCGCUCCGGCUGGCGGCGCUCGCGGCCCGGGGCAGGACCCCGCCCGCCUUCCUCCGGCGUUGCAGAUGCUCCAGGUCAGGCACCGGACGCGUCCGGGCUGCGGGUCCGCGACUCCUCGGCGCCCCCGGGCCGCAGCUGCGCUGCCAUGUCCACUCAGAGACUUCGGAAUGAAGACUACCAUGACUACAGCUCCACUGACGUGAGCCCUGAGGAGAGCCCGUCCGAAGGCCUCAGUCACCUCUCCUCCCCGGGCUCCUACCAACGCUUUGGUCAGAGCAACAGCACAACAUGGUUCCAGACCUUGAUCCACCUGUUAAAAGGCAACAUUGGCACAGGACUCCUGGGGCUACCUCUGGCAGUGAAAAAUGCAGGCAUCGUGAUGGGUCCCGUCAGCCUGCUGGUCAUAGGCAUCAUAGCUGUGCACUGCAUGGGUAUCCUGGUGAAAUGUGCUCACCACUUCUGCCGCAGGCUGAAUAAAUCCUUUGUGGAUUAUGGCGAAACUGUGAUGUAUGGGUUGGAAUCCAGUCCCUGCUCCUGGCUCCGGAACCACGCACACUGGGGAAGACAUGUUGUGGACUUCUUCCUGAUUGUCACUCAGCUGGGAUUUUGCUGUGUCUAUUUUGUGUUUCUGGCUGAGAACUUUAAACAGGUGGUAGAAGCGGCCAACGGGACUACCAAUAACUGCCACAACAAUGAGACGGUAAUUCUCACCCCCACCAUGGACUCGCGACUCUACAUGCUCUCUUUCCUGCCCUUCCUGGUGCUGCUGGUUUUCGUCAGGAGCCUCCGAGCCCUGUCAGUCUUCUCCCUGUUGGCCAACAUCUCCAUGCUGGUCAGCUUGAUCAUGAUCUACCAGUUCAUUGUUCAGAGGAUCCCAGACCCCAGCAACCUCCCCUUGGUGGCCCCCUGGAAGACCUACCCUCUCUUCUUUGGCACAGCCAUUUUUGCAUUCGAAGGCAUUGGAAUGGUUCUGCCCCUGGAAAACAAAAUGAAGGAUCCUCGAAAGUUCCCACUUAUCCUAUACCUGGGCAUGGCCAUCGUCACCAUCCUCUACAUCAGCCUGGGGUGUCUGGGGUACCUGCAGUUUGGAGCUAAUAUCCAAGGCAGCAUAACCCUCAACCUGCCCAACUGCUGGUUGUACCAGUCGGUUAAGCUGCUGUACUCCAUUGGGAUCUUUUUCACCUACGCGCUCCAGUUCUAUGUCCCGGCCGAGAUCAUCAUCCCCUUCUUUGUGUCCCGAGCUCCAGAGCACUGCGAGUUAGCGGUGGACCUGUUUGUGCGCACGGUGCUGGUCUGCCUGACAUGCAUCUUGGCCAUCCUCAUCCCCCGCCUGGACCUGGUUAUUUCCCUGGUGGGCUCCGUGAGCAGCAGCGCCCUGGCCCUCAUCAUCCCACCCCUCCUGGAGGUCACCACCUUCUACUCAGAGGGCAUGAGCCCCCUCGCCAUCUUCAAGGACGCCCUGAUCAGCAUCCUGGGCUUCGUGGGCUUUGUGGUGGGGACCUACGAGGCACUCUAUGAGCUGAUCCAGCCAAGCAAUGCUCCCAUCUUCAUCAAUUCCACCCGUGCCUUCAUAUAGGGAUCUUGGUUCGUCUCUGCAGCUGCCUACCCGUGCCCUGUAUGUCCCCCGUUACCUGUCCCCAGAGCCUCAGGUAUGGUACAGGCUCUGAGGAAAGUCAGGGUCACUGUGUGGGAACCACUCUGCCUGGCACUUGGGUACCCCGGGCCAGGUAAGGCUGAGGGCAGGUGAGAGGUGGGGUGGCAGACACGCAGAAGUGCCACAGUGACAGGGUUGUCACUGCUCACUUGUAUCUAUUUACACCCAGAACUUUCCAGGUCUCCCUCCUCAUGCCUCCUCCUUCCUACCUGCCCUCUGCCUGCUGGUGCACCUCACCUAACUCAUUCUCACUGCACAGUUCACUUUAUUUCACAAUUUUAGUGUCCCCCACCUCAUGUUUUCUCCUUUUCUAGGCCAAGCAUAGAUGAAAUAACUAGGAACUUCCCCUCUUUAUAAAGCUGGGCUUCUUUCCCAUCUCUCCCCCAAAUGUUGUAUCUCAGUAUUCUUCCUAUUCGAGUCUCCAGAGGGUGGCUAGACCUACCUGGUCAUUUGAAACAGGCCCCCCAAGCUGGAGUUUUUAAUCUUGACUCUGGCUUGCUGUGACCCCCUAAGGCAAUGCUUCUCUUCUCUGGAUUCCUUAGUUGUGGGUCACAGUACUGUAUUUUUAAUUGCUUUAGCUCUUAAAACAUAUGAAGUGUUGCCUAAUCUGAAAAUAUUUAUAUCUUAUUUAAAAUCAGAUUUUUGUUUUUAGACUGUCUCUAGAUUUGGGGUUGGUACAAAUCGCUCCUUCCUCAGUAAACUUUGACUCAACUUCUCCUGCUGAAAAGAAGCUCGCUCCAGGAGAUGUCUGCUUGGGUCCUCGGCACUCUUGGCUGAGGACUCAAAGGUUUUAAUCAGGAUUAUCUAAAAAUGUACCUCGGUGAGGAGGCGUGGAUUUUGCCUCCUGUUGACCAGCCUGGUUUCAUACGAAAAGACACUGAAGGACUGCAGAAAUGUUGCGGGUGCGCCGGGCUGAGGGAAGGGUGGCUGAGUGAGAGGCGUAUGAAGUGGGGCUGUGUACGUUUCAGCCUCAGCCCAUGCCAGGUGAAAGGAUUAGCAAUGCUCAGUCACCAUCAGGCUGGGAUGACACCCGCUCUAUUGCCGCGGAUGAGUAGCUGAGGUCAGUGUACACAGAGAGUUUUAAAUUAAGUUCAUAAUCUUUACAGCAGCUGGUCUGACAACUACGUGUGGUGCUUGGUUGUUUACAAUCAGUGGGGAAUAGGGCAGAACCAGUGCCCGGCCCCACGCUGCCUCUGUGGCCUGGACUUUGAAAGGAACCACUGAACCACCGAACACUAACGAGCCCUGUCUUUCCCCCAGAAGGCCUCCCUGAGUAUUGCAGACAGCCUUGAGGUUGGUCCUCCUCAAGGUCAGCCUUCAGGUUUUGGAGCAAACUUCAGAGAAGGCAGAAGAAGAUACAUUGCCUUGCUGUGGCUGCCUUUUCUUUCCUCUUAUUGCGAGAAGUAUUUCAGAAGGUCAUUGAUGAAUUCCCCCUCUCAUUAGUGCUGUGUGUGUGCACAUGUGUGUGCAUGUGUGUGUGCUUGUGUGUUCCUGUGUCAGCAACAGAGCAGACUCCUUGUCUCCUCCGUUCCUGUCACCAGGCUCUUGCCUCACUGCAGAUACGGUUCACUCCGAAAGUUAGUUGAGGGAGAGCAGCAAAAAUGUAUCAGGAGUUUUGCUUCUGUGUUUCACCAAAGCUCAUCGGGCUCUGACCCACUCACAUGGCCCCAGUUUUUUCUUUCUCUUCUGUUCCAAAGCCAGGAGAGCUGACUUCCAGGAGAAGGGAUGGGAAAAAGGAGACUCUCAUUGUAGUGGCUCCCAACCUACCUAAUAAUUUGUUAACUUGGGAAUAUGCCGAUCAUUGUUGACUUGUUCUUCCUUAGGAGAAGGACGGUUUUCACCCACCCUUUCUGUUCUAUGGUGGACUCUUAACAGGUGCUAUAUGACCAAGCAUCUAGCUGGGAGUAGCAGAGGCCCUGUCUUCUGAAGUUUCAGGUUUAGAAGUUACCACAGUGGGCUCAGAAACUGUCAUCUCCUAGUUCUAAGCUUGGUCUCUGGCAGCUCAGCCGCUAUCUUAGCUGUCUUCCCCAGCGGUGCUGAGAGUGGUCUCAGUGAGAAGGCAGAUGCCAGCUGGAGGGCCAGGCCUGUGUCCUUCCCACAUCCUCCUUGGUGGACGUUUCUCAGAGCUGCUAGAGGCCAUCCUGCCCAGCUGAGUUCUGAGACGGGGACUGUGAUGCUGGGACCUGAGGGCUGGAUGGUAGAAUACUGGGGUCCCCCAGCUCUUAGCAAAAUGCAGGCUAUUGUUCCCACGGCCCUGGCUCUGAGAACAUGGUAUGUAGGAGAGUUGGCUGUAGCUUUAGGAUUUCUGGAAGCCAAUUUGGCAUGGCCUGUUUGAUCUCCGUCUUGUGUUCCUGCUACACCGACAGACUGCGUGGCUCUUUCAAAACACCCAGGAAGGGGCUCCAGUCGGAGGAUCUUCCUGGCUAUGCAGCUGCACAGCUCUUAGGCAUCAAGCAAAGGGUCAGCCAGCCAAUGGUAGUGGGAAGAAGCCCUUCCUCCCCUUAUGCAAGCAGCUCUCAGCCAGCUCAGAAUCUCUUCUGCAGCCCCCAGGGCUUCUUGAAGCAGAGAACCCUCCCUGGUGUCUUCGCAGGAUAAGUAGUAAUAUCACAGAGCAAAGGCUUUUGGGAGUUGUGAGGCUGCAUCUGCUGGAGCAAAGGGAAACUGUGGGAUUUCUGUCCAGAUACUCUUGAGCUCUGUGACCCUGCUCCUGUCACCCCCGCUUCCCCAAACCAGAGGUAGCUUUCUCAGAGCCCCUUGGUGGUUUUCUCCUCUAUGCUGCUGUUGGGAGCAGGCUUCCAGCUGCCAGUGGGCAGUGCACAUCCUCCUAAAUGCAGGCACUUGCCAGGGAGAGUGAGCUGGCAUCUUCUGUUCACCCUGCCUAGCAGUUGGCACCAGUCACAAAUGGCAUUAUUUAUAUUGUGCUGCUGUCCAGCUGCUAAGAACCCUUCAUCUGCACAAACCCUGGCUGGAUAUGUGUGAAUGUGUGGCAUCUUUCCAUUUCUGCUGCCCUCUUCCAUCUCACCUCUGCAGCCAGAUUCAUUGGCUGAUGCUCACUGCUAUCUAUCCCCAUGAAAUUUAUAGUUUUAUCAGUAGUCUUAAAGUGUUGAUCCCAAACAUGUAUAUGAGAAAAAUCAUGUUUCUUCUCUCUUCUCUCAUCUUACUUUUUUCUUCUCAGAUUUCUCUCUUCCUAAAACAUGAUCUCUGUUUAACACUAAUGUUCACCUCCUAUUUUUUGGAAGUGCAAAAAGUUCAGUUUAUGUCUGUUUACAGCUCUCCUCACUGCUCACAGCAAGCAUGACUGUAGCAGGGGAUUUUAUUUAGUAGCUGGUGAGAUGUUAAGGCAAGCCUCAGCAUCAGCCCCCGCUAGGUUCACGAUGCUGCUUCCUCGAAGAGAAGCCACAGAGUCCAAGUGGCAGGACUUGAGGUUGGCUUCCAGUCUGCCUUAGAAGUUAAUUUUCCAAAGUACAUUACAAAUCUCUGAGGCCAUUAGGGGAAAAGGAAGGAGUGUGGUUUGUCUUUGAAAUUACGGUUAAUACUUUUCGACAAUAAGUCUGGCUGGUUGCAAGGCUGUUUGCCCCAGCAGCACCAGCCUGUAAUAUUUCUUCCCUUUCCUUUGUGCCACUGAAUCAUUCCCUGGCCAGAGGACAUAAAAGGUGCUGAUAGGAGGUUAUCAGAGUGAGGAAGGUAGGAAAUGAGGGUGCAGGGUGCCUGGCAUUCACUUCGUUAUUUGGCUUAAAUCAAAGUGAUUCUGGGGAAGAUAUGUUCUUUCAGUGGGUAAUAAAAUUGGUAACUCUAUUGUAAAACAUGUCAAUGGAUGUGUGAAGAAAACUGAGCAUACAGUAGGUGUUGAUAACCAGACAGUACUGUGUACAUCACGUGGCUGCGUGGAUGUGCACUUCCGGCGUGGUGUGUGUAGAGAUGUGGCUCAUGCCAGAGCUCAUAGAGUCUGUUUUGGGUUUUGCACAUGGAUUGUAUGUUAAGCUUUUUCUUUUCAAUAAAUGAAUUUUAUUUUUUAUUUUU